This is a messenger RNA of Chaetomium strumarium, 940 nucleotides long. RefSeq names its product Clp protease-domain-containing protein. Gene Ontology annotation, molecular function: ATP-dependent peptidase activity; ATPase binding; serine-type endopeptidase activity. NCBI's taxonomy places the organism in Eukaryota, Fungi, Ascomycota, Sordariomycetes, Sordariales, Chaetomiaceae. Gene Ontology annotation, biological process: protein quality control for misfolded or incompletely synthesized proteins. The record is from RefSeq and is a predicted model, not a curated record. The coding region runs from base 107 to 868 and encodes 253 amino acids. The transcript has 4 exons. Gene Ontology annotation, cellular component: endopeptidase Clp complex.
CUGAGUGGCUCCACCACGGGAAUUCGCGUCUCGCGAGCGGGCAUCCAUCGCAUUCAUCUCCUAUCGGAAAAGACAGCCCGAUCAAGGCGCCAGCUCCCUCGCCACAAUGAACUCCCAACGAACAGUUUUUCGCCUUAUUAGGAGUAUAGGAGCGUCUCAAUGUCGGAACUUCUCCAGGUUUAGCGCACCUUCCGGCGCGAUGCCGCCAAUGGGCAACCUCCCUAUGCCCUACAUCACUGAGGUCACGGCGGGCGGUUGGCGGACAUCCGACAUAUUCUCCAAGCUCCUGCAGGAACGAAUAGUAUGUCUCAACGGACCGAUCGACGACACCGUCUCAGCAUCAAUUGUGGCCCAAUUGCUAUGGCUCGAGUCGGACAACCCGGAUAAGCCGAUCACCAUGUACAUCAACUCGCCCGGCGGCGAGGUGAGCUCGGGGCUCGCCAUCUACGACACAAUGACCUAUAUCAAGUCACCUGUGUCAACAGUGUGUGUGGGCGGCGCUGCGUCGAUGGCUGCCAUACUACUUGUUGGCGGCGAGUCCGGGAAGCGGUAUGCGCUCCCGCACAGCUCCAUCAUGGUGCACCAGCCCCUGGGAGGAACUCGCGGGCCGGCAGCGGAUAUCUUGAUCUACGCCAACCAAAUUCAGAGACUUCGAGAGCAAAUCAACAAAAUCGUGCAGAGCCAUGUCAACAAGUCCUUCGGUUACGAGAAGUACGACAUGAAGGCCAUCAACGAUAUGAUGGAGCGGGACAAGUAUCUGACCGCUGAGGAGGCGAAGGAAUACGGCAUCAUCGACGAGAUCCUACAUCCGAGAGGAAAGAGCGAGGACAAGGCUGCGGGUGCCGAAUCGAAGGGGAUAAAGCCGUGAUGCAGAAAACCGGUAGAAGGGGAUACUUAGGCGGGUUACGGCCGAUUCGUGCUCAUCUCGGUAUACUGUAUC